CUCUAUCAAUGUGCUACAGCACAAGCGACAGCCAGCAGAAGGUCUCUUCUGACAGAGGUGAUUGCUGCGUAUCAGAGGUUCUGUUCUCGCCCUCCCAAAGGAUUUGAAAAAUAUUUUCCUAAUGGAAAAAACGGGAAAAAAGCUAGUGAACCUAAAGAAGUUACAGGAGAAAAAAAAGAACCCAAACCAGUGACUGCCCCGCGCUCUUCCCGGGAAGCAGGUGGCAGUGGAGGAAAACGCCGGGGCAAGAAGGACGAUUCCCACUGGUGGUCCAGGUUCCAGAAGGGUGACUUUCCGUGGGAUGACAAGGACUUCAGGUUGUACUUUCUCUGGACCGCUGUGUUUUGGGGUGGAGUCAUGCUUUACAUCCUGUUCAAGCGCUCCGGGAGAGAAAUCACUUGGAAGGACUUUGUCAAUAGCUAUCUCUCCAAAGGCAUAGUAGACAGACUGGAAGUUGUCAACAAGCGUUUUGUUCGAGUGACUUUCAUACCAGGAAAGACUCCAGUUGAUGGGCAAUAUGUCUGGUUUAAUAUUGGCAGUGUAGACGCCUUUGAGCGGAAUCUGGAAACUUUACAGCAGGAGCUGGGCAUCGAAGGGGAAGACCGGGUGCCUGUUGUCUACGUUACUGAAAGUGACGGCUCGUUUCUGCUGAGCAUGCUGCCCACGGUCCUCAUCGUCGCUUUUCUGCUCUACACCAUACGGCGAGGCCCUGCCGGCAUCGGCCGGGGCGGCCGGGGCGUGGGUGGGCUCUUCAGCGUCGGGGAGACCACAGCCAAGGUCCUAAAGGAUGAGAUAGACAUCAAGUUCAAGGAUGUGGCUGGCUGUGAGGAGGCCAAGCUGGAGAUCAUGGAAUUUGUGAACUUCUUGAAAAACCCAAAGCAGUAUCAAGACCUAGGAGCCAAAAUUCCAAAGGGUGCCAUUCUCACGGGUCCCCCCGGCACUGGGAAGACUCUGCUGGCCAAGGCCACGGCUGGAGAAGCCAACGUCCCCUUCAUCACUGUCAGCGGGUCUGAGUUUCUCGAGAUGUUUGUUGGCGUGGGCCCAGCUCGGGUCCGAGACCUGUUUGCGCUUGCCCGGAAGAACGCCCCUUGCAUCCUCUUCAUUGACGAGAUCGAUGCAGUGGGAAGGAAGAGGGGCCGUGGCAACUUUGGGGGGCAGAGCGAGCAGGAGAACACGCUCAACCAGCUGCUUGUGGAGAUGGAUGGUUUUAACACAACAACAAAUGUGGUCAUCUUGGCGGGCACCAACCGGCCGGACAUCCUGGACCCGGCGCUGCUGCGGCCUGGCCGCUUUGACCGGCAGAUCUUCAUUGGACCCCCAGACAUAAAAGGAAGGGCGUCUAUUUUCAAAGUCCAUCUCCGGCCCCUGAAGCUGGACGCUGCACUGGAGAAGGAGAAGCUGGCCCGGAAGCUGGCAUCCCUAACCCCGGGGUUUUCAGGAGCCGACGUGGCCAACGUGUGCAACGAGGCUGCCUUGAUUGCAGCGCGGCAUCUCUCAGACUCCAUCAACGAGAAGCACUUCGAGCAAGCCAUCGAGCGUGUGAUUGGAGGCUUGGAGAAAAAGACCCAGGUCCUGCAGCCUGAGGAGAAGAAGACGGUGGCGUACCAUGAAGCAGGCCACGCGGUUGCCGGCUGGUACCUGGAGCACGCAGACCCUCUCUUGAAGGUGUCCAUCAUCCCCCGUGGUAAAGGCCUAGGCUACGCCCAGUACCUGCCCAAGGAGCAGUACCUGUACACCCAGGAGCAGCUCCUGGACCGGAUGUGCAUGACCCUGGGCGGCCGAGUCGCCGAGGAGCUCUUCUUUGGGAGGAUCACCACUGGUGCCCAGGACGAUCUGCGGAAGGUCACGCAGAGUGCCUACUCCCAGAUUGUGCAGUUCGGCAUGAACGAGAAGGUCGGGCAGAUCUCCUUCGACCUCCCGCGCCAGGGCGACAUGGUGCUGGAAAAGCCGUACAGCGAGGCCACCGCCAGGCUCAUCGACGACGAGGUGCGGAUCCUGAUCAGCGAAGCCUACAAGCGAACGGUGGCUCUCCUCAGGGAGAAGAAGGCUGACGUGGAGAAGGUUGCGCUUCUGUUGUUAGAGAAAGAAGUUUUAGAUAAGAACGACAUGAUUGCUCUCCUGGGCCCCAGACCAUUUGCGGAAAAGUCCACGUAUGAAGAGUUCGUGGAGGGCACGGGCAGCUUGGACGAGGACACCUCGCUGCCAGAGGGCCUGAAGGGCUGGAACAAAGAGCGGGAGAAGGAGGAGGAGCAGCCCUCGGACCAGAAGGGCGCCAGCCAGACGCACACAGGUCCCAGGCAGCCACUGUAGUCGCCGCAGCACCUGUGUGACGCUGCUCCAGCUCAGGCUGGCGAGAGGGCAGUGGGCCCUGCUGAGCCUCUGUCUCAAAGUCACGUCUAGGGGACAGGCAACUUCCGGGAGGCCGGCGGAGCCUGGCGACCCCGCGUGGAGCAGCGGGCCGGGCAGGGCGGCCUGUGGAGCCUGCGUGUGGAGGGGCGGGCUUCUCUCCGCCUCCGUGCUGCAUUCCUCUUUUCUUGGUUUCUCUCUGCAGACGGCCGUGGAAUUCAAUUGGAGUCCUGAUGGGAAUAUUGUGAUUUAACUUAAUGUUUUACUGCUUCGAUGAAUGGUUUUCUGUAGAGAGCUGUAACAUACUUAAAAAUGUGAAUGUAUUGUGUACAUAUGGCUUCUUUACAUCAGAAAUAAAUGUGAACACUGUAUUUUUUUCCUGAG
This is a messenger RNA of Chinchilla lanigera (long-tailed chinchilla), 2730 nucleotides long. It is a transcript of the gene Afg3l2, whose product is annotated as AFG3-like AAA ATPase 2. The record is from RefSeq and is a predicted model, not a curated record. Lineage: Eukaryota; Metazoa; Chordata; Mammalia; Rodentia; Chinchillidae. Gene Ontology annotation, biological process: protein-containing complex assembly; mitochondrial protein processing. Gene Ontology annotation, cellular component: membrane; m-AAA complex. Gene Ontology annotation, molecular function: ATP hydrolysis activity; zinc ion binding; ATP-dependent peptidase activity.